This is a messenger RNA of Engraulis encrasicolus (European anchovy), 5669 nucleotides long. RefSeq names its product sema domain, immunoglobulin domain (Ig), short basic domain, secreted, (semaphorin) 3Fa (gene sema3fa). The coding region runs from base 1565 to 4108 and encodes 847 amino acids. The record is from RefSeq and is a predicted model, not a curated record. The transcript has 19 exons. NCBI's taxonomy places the organism in Eukaryota, Metazoa, Chordata, Actinopteri, Clupeiformes, Engraulidae. Gene Ontology annotation, biological process: semaphorin-plexin signaling pathway; positive regulation of cell migration; negative chemotaxis. Gene Ontology annotation, molecular function: chemorepellent activity; semaphorin receptor binding. Gene Ontology annotation, cellular component: plasma membrane.
UAUUUACUGCUCUGUUCAGCUUGCACAGAUCUUUUUUUCCAAAUGUAUAACUAAUUUGUCAAAUUGCGUAAUUAUUCUGUGUUGUGUUGUGCUUGCAAUAUCAAAAACGAUCGAGUUGAAACACUAAUUGUUUGUUGCAGGGUAGGCUAAAACUGGAGUGGAUUUAUAUUGCUGAUGAAGUCAUAUGUAAUGUGAUUAAGUGUUAUCCCAGACGGCAUAAACAUUUUAAAAGCAAAAAUAUGAGGGUCAGAUAGAUGUCUGCCUUUAUUGUUGGACUUGGACUCUGAGAUAGCAUGACACCAAGGCAGUUGAUCAUUAGUGCGUUUGCAUGCAGUUAGAAUAUAAUAUUGAAGAAUCUUUUUGGUACUUCGUCAAGCACUCUGUGGACCAGUUGUGUAAUUAGUUGUAUAUCGUUUAUGCUAACUGUGCGUAAACUUGCACAAUGCAUUUUACUAUUCCUGGAUUGCUUUUUGUUUGUAUGUGUAUUUGCCAACAUCCGUCUUUAUUCAUCUGCGGUCAAAAUAAUGGUUGGUUUUGGAUAACUUUUGUGACCCUCCGCCAACAAUCACUUGUGCUAAGACUCUGGUUUUAGCAGAAGUAGGGCUUGUUUUGCUAAUCAAUCAUAAAUAACUGUUCAAUGUCUGGCGCCUUCGCGGAGAGGCCACCGCGUGUGAUCUAAGGUCACUUGCUAUAGAACCCACCUCGAAAAUAGCCCAAUGAACUAAGUUUACGUUUCGUCAUAUUUUCCAUCCAUUCUCCGUAGGUUCCAAUGCGAUGUGGACAAUGGUUCACUUCGAAUCUCGCUUUGAGCUUUUUAAUGUGGCGGAAGUUCAUGUCGCUCGAUCGGCCAACUCUGCUGUGUGCAGGUGGCAGGCAGUGGACAGUGCGCUCAGAAGUCGCAUUUGAACCACUUGGUUGUCACGCUGUGUGUAUUUUUUUCCUCAGCAUGGCCAAUACUGGACCGUCAAGUAGACUGUUGGCCUAUCACAGAAAAAAAUGAAUGACCUGAAUGGUUCAUUAGUGUGCAUUAUCGUUAUUGAAUGUUUGACUAUGGUGAAACAUAACAGAUUAUUGUGUGCGUAAACACGCUGUCAGGAUUGUGUCAAAUAAAUUGUGGGCUAUUCAUUACAACUUCAGUUCGUCACUCGAACAUGAUUUGCCAUGAGGAAUGACAGUAAAAAAUGCCAAACCAAUUCGUGAGAAAAUACAUUUCUUUGUUUGUGCGCAUAAACAUUACAGCUCAGCCGAUAUGUUGGAUUUAUUGGGUGGCGUGAAAUACGCUCGCGCUUCUCGUAUUUCAAAAGCACCAGGCGUUCCACAGAACGCGGUUGCACAUACACUACACGCAAUUUGGAAAUAAUUGCUUGUAAACAUUGUGGUUAUGUAUCCGACGGGGCUGUUGCUAUUGUGUGGGGCGUAGUGGUGAGAGGGAGAGAGGGAGAGCCCGGCAGCUGCUACUGCUUGUUGAGGGGCUCUAUCGGCGGUCUGGCGCCCAACUGAGAUUCCGGUCCCUGCGCGCAGAAAGGCACGGGCGCGGCACGGAGAGAAGCUGGAUGGUGAUAUAAUGCUGGUUGUCUGCUAUUCCUGUGUGUCUGGUCCCAGCCUGACCAUGUUGCCAUUGGGGUGGUUGGUCCUGGAGGCCUUGGUGGUCUUCUCUCUAGUAACCCAGCCCUCACACAGCAACCCGCUCUCCGCUCCCCGCGUUUUCCUCUCCUUCAAAGAGCUCAGGUCAACUGGCACGGCCCACCACUUCUCCUUCCUGCUCAACUCCACCGAUUACCGCAUCCUGUGCAUGGACGAGGACCAUGACCGCAUGUACGUGGGCAGCAAGGACUACAUCCUGUCCCUGGACCUGCAUGACAUCAACAAGGAGCCCCUCAUAAUUCACUGGCCUGUGGUGCCACAGAGGAAGACAGAAUGUGUUCUCUCUGGAAAGGACACCAAUGGCGAGUGUGGAAACUUUAUCCGGCUGAUCGAGCCGUGGAACAGGACUCACCUGUACGUUUGCGGAACCGGAGCCUACAAUCCCGUCUGCACCUACGUCGACAGGGGUCGUAGGUCACAGACUCUGUACAGCGAUCAGACAGCCAGGGCCGGCGGCAGGACCAGCCGCGCAGCAGACCCCGACGCCACCGCCGAGCCCACCGUGCCAAAGGAAUACAUUUUCCGUUUGGAGCCGGGCAAGGUGGAUUCUGGGAAGGGGAAGUGUCCGUACGACCCCAAACUCAAUAGCGUCUCCUCGCUUAUCAAUGGGCAGCUCUACACAGGCCUGUACAUUGAUUUUAUGGGCACGGACUCAGCCAUCUUUCGCACACUGGGAAAGCACACUACCAUGCGCACUGACCAGUACAACUCCCGCUGGCUACACGAUCCGACAUUUAUUCAUGCCCAGCUGAUCCCCGACAGCGCAGAGAAGAACGAUGACAAGCUGUACUUCUUCUUCCGCGAGAAAGCCACUGACAUGGGCCAGAGCCCGGUCACCCAGUCCAGGAUUGGCAGGAUCUGCCUGAAUGAUGACGGUGGCCACUGUUGCCUGGUGAACAAGUGGAGUACGUUCCUGAAGGCUCGCCUCAUCUGCUCCGUACCCGGGGCCGACGGUGUCGAGACACACUUCGACGAGCUGAGAGACGUGUACAUCCAGAAGACACAGGACACUAAGAAUCCCGUCAUCUACGGCGUCUUCUCUGUCUCCGGGUCGGUGUUUAAAGGCUCGGCCGUGUGCGUGUACUCCAUGGCAGACGUGCGGAUGGUCUUCAAUGGGCCCUUUGCUCACAAAGAGGGACCAAACUACCAGUGGGUUGCCUACACAGGAAAAAUACCAUACCCUCGCCCAGGCACCUGCCCGGGAGGAACCUUCACUCCCAACCUGAAGUCCACCAAAGACUACCCAGACGAGGUCAUCAACUUCAUGCGCAACCACCCCACCAUGUACAACGCCGUCUACCCAGUGCACAAGCGCCCCCUUGUGGUCAGGACCAACGUGGACUACGAGUUCACCACCAUCACCGUGGACCAGGUGGCGGCCGCCGAUGGGAACUACGAAGUGCUUUUCCUGGGCACGGACAGGGGAACCAUUCAGAAGGUGAUUGUUCUGCCCAGAGAUGACCUGCAGACGGAGGAGUUGGUCCUAGAGGAGGUGGAGGUAUUCAAAGUCCCCACUCCAAUUACCAGCAUGAAGAUUUCUCCAAAACGGCAACAGCUGUACGUGGGCUCGGCGGUGGGCGUGACGCACCUGAUUCUGCACCGCUGUGACGUGUACGGGGAGGCCUGCGCUGACUGCUGCUUGGCCAGGGACCCCUACUGCGCCUGGGACGGCAAGUCCUGCUCGCGAUACUCCGCCUCGCAGAAGAGGCGCAGCCGCCGCCAGGAUGUCAAAUACGGCAACCCCAUCAGGCAGUGCCGAGGCUACAACUCCAACGCCAAUAAGAACACGCUGGAGACGGUACAGUACGGGGUGGAGGGAAGUACCGCCUUCCUGGAGUGCCAGGCCAGGUCCCCUCACGUGUCAAUCAAAUGGCACUUCCAGAAGGAGAACAGCGACCGCAAGAAAGAGCUGCGCUGUGAUGGCCGCGUGAUGCGCACCGAACAGGGCCUGCUCCUCCGCUCGCUCCAGAUGUCCGACAGCGGCAUGUACCAGUGCACCUCCACCGAGAACAACUUCAAGCACACGCUGGUCAAGCUGCAGCUGGUGGUCCUGUCCUCGCGCACGGCCAACGCCGCCCUGGCCGAGGCCCACCAUCCCAACAACGCCCUGGCCAUCCCCCCAGGAGCGGGCGCGGGUGGCAACCCCCAGGCGCCGGCCCUCACCCACCCGCCUUCCUCCAGCGCCUGGACCCCCACGGCCGAGCAAUACAAGGACCUGCUGACCCUGCUAAGCCAGCCCGAGAUGAGCCUCAUCAACCAGUACUGCCAGGACUACUGGCAGCACGGCGAGCCCCACCCGCUGGUGGGCGCCCCCCAGGGAGCAGUAGCGGGUGUCGGGGGAGGUGGCGGCGGGGGUCUGAAGCGCAAGGAGCUGAAGGAGCUGAGGGAGCAGCGCAAGCCUCGCAACCGGCGCCACCAUGAGGGUGACGACGAGAGUGACGUCGGCGCGCCCAUGGAGACAUGAGGGGUUGGUCCUGGUGCCGACCUACCUCGCAUGACACCCCAACCCCCAUCCCAUACAGCCGACACAGGGACAGUCCAGCACAACACCUACUCUCUACUACCGACGGUCCGCCAACAACAAGAAACACAACACAAACACACACAGACACAGACACAGACACACACACACACACACACACACACACACACACACACACACACACACACACACACACACACACACACACACACACACACACAGUCUCAUAGCAACAAGUAUAUGAGCCCUCUCUAGAACUAUUUCUUUACCUCUGUCUUUCCUUGUCUCCUACAGUUAAUUUGCCCCCUCCUCCCUCACUGUCUCUUCUUCACCAUCUCCCUCUUUCUUUCUCUCUCUCCCAUUUUCUCUACCUCUCUCUCACUCUCUCUAUUUCUGACACACACACACACACACACACACACACACACACACACACACACACACACACACACACACACACACACACACACACGCAAUACACAGAUAGGCGAGAACAUACAUGGACACACACAUACACACAUACACAAACACAAGCACACACACACACACACAUUUUGAACACACUGUCUCCCCUCUGUGACUAUGGUGCCAGGAGAAGGCCUCUGAGGAUGGAUGGAUGGAUGCAUGGAGAAAGAGGAGGAGGAGAGGAGAGGCAGAGACAGCGGUAGAGUGGAGGUCGAACAGGCACACGUGGUAUUUAUUGUAGCUUGUAAAUAGUCAAGGUUCUGUGGAUUUUAUUUGUACCCCGACUGGGUGCAUUUUACCUUUUUUUGUUUCGUUUUUGUUUUUGUUUUUGUUUUUGUGUAUAGGUCCCUCUGUGCAAAUAUUUUUUUUGUUAUAAUUGUUAUUAUUAUUCUUAUAUUUAUUAUUAAUGUAGUGAUUCUAUAUCAGAUGGUAUUAUUGUACAAUGAGUGUUCUCUCUCUCUCUCUCCCUCUGAGGGAAUGCAAAAAAAAAACACAGCUCCAUCACAUUUCUGUACCUUACAGCGGACUGCAAAUAAGAGACUCGUGUGAAAAUGUGAACCGGCGGAGCCAAUUUUUUUUUAAGAAAAAAGAGAGAGGAGAGGGGGGCAACAGAAAGGUCAGAAGUCACAGAGGUGCGGGAGGAAAUGGAGAGUUCUGCAGACGCAGACAAGGAAAAAGAAGAGAAAGGAGAGAGACAAACAUGGUUCCCCCUCUUUGCACAGCUGUUCAGGUUCUCACCGAGAACACAAGGCAUUUCACUGGACAUGUGGAGAUGAGGAGCUCCCCCUAGAGGAGAGGAUCAGGCAUCGCAGGGGUCACAUCGUCUGGCACCUGCCUGCCUCACUCUGGCUAAACCAUCUCGAAAGGCCUCUCUCACCACAAACUUGCUACACACCUUUGUUGGGUUUUUGCUUUGCUUUGUUUUUUUUUAUUUAAUUUUAUUUUACUUUCAAAAGCACAAGAUAACCAUUUAUUAGUCUUCUUGACAAAGACUCUCCCAUGCUCUCUCCCUCCCUCCCUCUCCCUCUCUCUCUCUCUCUCUCUCUCUCUCUCUCUCUCUCACUCUCUCUCUCUCUCU